AUAACAGAUCUCCAUUUCUAUUUUCCCGCCCAUCUCCAGACCAGCCCUCUCCCUCUCCGGAUUCGAUCAGUUGUUUCUCAAUUUCUCGAUCCAUCGCCCAUGCCGUCGGGUCCGAGGAAGAGAAGAACCGCCAGGCGGAAGAAGGAAAUGGUGGAGCAGAUGAAGACCAUCUCGUCUUCCGAUCCUUCCCAAGAUUCAGGGCAAGGGGAUGAUCUGGUAACGGAAGGGAGCGGCGAGGUUGAUAGCCAUUGCACGGCAUUUUCCUCUGCCCCGACAUCGCCCUCUGCAGAGAGCUAUUACUCUUUAUCCUCUAAAGAGUGGUCUGGAUCGGAAGCUGUCGAUGGUGUCGCGAAAAAGAAUUCGGAGAAUCUUGAAGCCGAGGGCUUUACCGAGCAAGAUGAACUGGAGUUGGCUCCUGCUGUAACGGAAGUAGCUUUUCUGCCGAAAGAUGAAUCGGCCGCUAAAUCAGAUGAAUUAACCGAAUCUGAAAGGGGAAACUCGAAAACUGCCGAGGAUUCGGACAUUUCCGUCGAUAACGCCAUUGGUUUGACUGAGGAAAGGAGCCAAGUCACGGAGGUUGCUGCUGAUGUUCUUGAAGAGAUUCCGCGCGGCGACAGAGAAAAAGCAGCGGAAGCCCGUGGCCUUGAUGGGGUCGGUAAACACGGUGGAAAUGGCCGUCAAAUUGCUGGAGUAGACGAGACGUUACCGACGACCAAGGUCCAGCAUAGCGCUCCGCUGGUGGUGCAUCGUUCGCAAUGGUGGAAUUGUUGUGGUUUGCUGGAUUUGUCACAAAUCCUGUUGGAAAAUUUCAGAUGCAGUUAUGCUAGUUUCUGAAAGAUGCCCAAGUAAAGAUUGUGAAAAUAACUGUGGAACAUUUUAAUGGUAGGUGUCAGGUAAACUAAGCGAUACUUUGUUUGCUUGCUUAUAAGCCGUUAAAUAACUUUGUCACAUUCUAGUUCAACUCUAUACACUUUGAGGUACUAAAUUUGGUAGCAU
Zingiber officinale is the source of this 996-nucleotide messenger RNA. RefSeq lists its product as uncharacterized. The coding region runs from base 100 to 834 and encodes 244 amino acids. The transcript is spliced from 4 exons. The record is from RefSeq and is a predicted model, not a curated record. Lineage: Eukaryota; Viridiplantae; Streptophyta; Magnoliopsida; Zingiberales; Zingiberaceae.